GUUAACCGUCCGGAGAAGGGCAGGAAAAGGAAGUCAUCCACCGAUCGUGGUCAGCUGGCUUCUCCUCUCUGACACCACAAAUCCAGCUAACUUCAGAGGUGCAGACCUGUCAAUCACCCUCAUCACCGUCCAGUCAAAGCCAGGAGAAAAGGAGAGGGCAGGGCAUGGACUGGCUUGGCCGUUGCUAUGCAUGAGCGAGUGCCAUGGUGUCCAUGGAGACCAAGGGCUAUACUGACCUCCUGGAGACCAGCGAUGGGCAGGAGUCGGGACUUUUGGAGAGAGGGGACGUGUCGGGGACUGAGGAGGGCUGGAGCGUCCCCUUACCCCUGGGCUUCCAGGUGUCCCUCACCACCGUGCUGAUGCUGGAGCUGGUGCUCGGCUUCAGCAGCAACCUGACCGUGCUGGUGCUCUACUGCGCCCAGUCCAACCUGGUUGACUCAGUCAGCAACAUGGUUACGGUCAGCUUGCACGUGCUGGACAUCCUGGUGUGUGUGCUGUGUCUGCCGCUGACCGUGGCGAUCAUCCUGCUCCCAGUGGACGGUAGUGGCGGGGGCAUCCUGGCUACGCUGUGCUGCUUCCAUGAGGCCUGCGUCACCUUCACCAGUGUGGCCACGGCCAUCAAUGUGCUGGUCAUCAGCCUGGACCGCUACGACAUCACCGUCCGUCCAGCCACGCGGCUGCUGACCCCGCGACGUGCUGCACUCCUCCUGGCUGCCGUUUGGGCCAUAUCACUGGCCGUCUUCUUCCUGCCCUUCCUGGAGGGGGACUUCUUCUCAAUGGGGUCUGACGCGGAAGACAACGAGAUUGGAGGAGCGUGGCAGAACCGGACACUGCUAUGUGUGGGUGGGCAGGGCUACCACACGGGCCUGGCCAUGUACUACCACCUCCUCCUGCAGGUGCCCUGCUUCUUCAUCGCCGUGGUCGUCAUGUUGUUCACAUACUCCCGCAUCCUGCAGGCCCUCAACAUCCGCAUCGGCACCCACAUAAAGAGGGGCCCACGGGCCUCCAAUAAGGACUCAGGCUGCAGGAUCCGCAGGCGGAGACAAAGGAGGAAGGGACUGAGUCUGGCCACAGAGGGGAGAGCGACCCCUAACCCCACUGACGACAUCUCCCCCCCACCGGCGGCGGCAGACCGCCCAGGCGUCCAGGCUUCUGUGUCGGCCAUCAUCGCCCUGAGGAGGGCAGUGAGGCGCCACCGGGACCGGCGGGAGCGCCAGCGGAGAGUCUUCAAGAUGUCCCUGAUCAUCAUCUCCUCUUUCCUGGGCUGCUGGGCUCCUCUGUCCAUGGUGAACAUGUUGAUACUGUGCCUGGGCCCCAGCGAUGGCCUGGUACGUGUGAGACUCUGCUUCCUGGCCAUGGCAUACGGCACCACCAUCUUCCACCCGCUGCUCUAUGCCUUCACCAGGCAAAAGCUGCGUAAAGCGCUGAAGACCCAUGUCAAGAAGAGGGUGGUGUCCCUGCUGCAGGUGGACCCGGCGCCCAACGGAGGAGCUGUUAUUCACAACUCCUGGGUGCAGGGGGGUGGACAGAGGAAGGGACGCAAGCCCCGACUGGAGGGCAGUGACGCCACCAGUAACUGCCUAACAGUGGCUGUGAGAGAAUGAGAGGCCGUGCAGCUGUGUGUGUGCGUGCGUAUACAAGCGAGCUUGCAUGGGUGUACAGUGUGUGAUAGUUGACAAAGGUCACACUACAUCAUCAGCACCUCCCUCCAUCCAGAUGUGUGAUGAUGGCAGGUGGGCCCAGAGCUCUAAUUAACAUCAGACCUGCUCUAUGAUCUAUGUACACAGCUCUUCAUUAGUCCCCCAGUUAACGACAAGAUGGCCACUCCUUCUCCAUGGCAAUGCCAAGCUACAAAGCAAUAUGUGAUAUCACCUGCGUUGCCGCAACCUUAGUUACUGUAGAUAUACAUCCCAGUAUAGGUACAGAGCAAAAAUAUCCACACACAUUGAUCAAGCUGUUGUCAUUCACGGAACAAGUGAACACAUCUACCUGCUCACAGAUCUCAAUGAGAGUCAAUAUCCAGUAACAGUUUAUCAUUUGAUUAGUCAUGCAUUAAAGGUGAAGUUUUAUUUUUUACAACCUAUUUUUGAUGUACUGUAAAUGGCAUGUUAUAGAAGGAUCCUGACACCAUUUUUGUGAUUUCAUGUUUGUUUGUUUUUACUUCCCCCAAACAGCAAAUUGCUUCCUCAUCCUCAUUGUGUAGUAUGAGGUCCCCGAAAAAAUAUGAACAAAGGCUCCAAAAACACCCAAAUUAAAUAAAAUGUU
This is a messenger RNA of Oncorhynchus masou masou (cherry salmon), 2265 nucleotides long. RefSeq names its product G-protein coupled receptor 22-like. Gene Ontology annotation, molecular function: G protein-coupled receptor activity; peptide binding. The record is from RefSeq and is a predicted model, not a curated record. Lineage: Eukaryota; Metazoa; Chordata; Actinopteri; Salmoniformes; Salmonidae. The transcript has 5 exons. Bases 204 to 1604 code for a protein of 466 amino acids. Gene Ontology annotation, biological process: G protein-coupled receptor signaling pathway; cellular response to hormone stimulus. Gene Ontology annotation, cellular component: plasma membrane.